CUGGGGCCUCCGUGUACUUACUAUGAAGGCAUAGGGAUUUGAUUUUGCAGGGCAUCAAGUACCAGAACUGAGACUGGAAUUACGGUCAAUUUGUAGUAAGAAACAUCGAAGAACUACCACUUGCAAUGGCUAAGAAAAAUACAAAAGGAACAGUUAAAAAAGAGGCCAAGCCGCAGCUGGCGCAUAAGAAUGGGAAGAAGGCAGAGGUUGGAGGAGGAACCUCGUUCUUCACCUGGUUCAUGGUUUUGGCCCUCCUAGGUGUCUGGACCUCUGUAGCUGUGGUGUAUUUCGACCUGGUUGACUAUCAAGGUGUAAUUGCCAAAGCACAGGACUUUCGCUAUAAUCUUUCAGAGGUAUUACAAGGUAAACUUGUGUCCUAUGAUGCUGAUGGUGAUGGGGACUUUGAUGUGGAAGACGCUAAAGUACUACUAGGACUGAAAGAUAAGCCCACCAUUGAGAACAGUGAACCGAUUAAGGCAACCUCCGCUGAACCUGUGGAAGAAGCUCCAGACUCUAUUGUGGAGGAAGAGAUCGAAGCCAUUAAAAUUGAGGAAGCUGCUCAGCCGCCACCAGAACCAGAAACUGUGGAGGAGGAGCCAGUUGCUGAGGAGGAGCCUAUUGCUGCAGAAGAGGAAGUAGAUGAGGAGGAACCAGAGGUUGAAGAAGAGCCAGAAGUUCCUGAGGAAGAACCUGAAGUUGUGGAGGAAGUGCCAGAGGAUACAGACACUGUUCCAGUUGAGGAAGAGGCUUUUGAGGAGGCAAUGGAAGAGCUUGCAAAUGAGGAAGAGGUCAUACCAGUUGAGGAAGCUGCUCCAGUGGAAAAAGAUUCAUCAGUUGAAGAGAAAAUAGAAAUAGUAGAAGAUACACCAGAGGAGGAGGUAGUUGAAGAGGUUGCACCGGUGGAAGAAGCAAUUGAGGAAGUGUUGGAGGAAGGUGAUGCACCAGUGGAAGAGGCAAUAGAAGUAGUAGAAGAACAUGCACCAGUAGAAGAACCCGUUGAGGAGGUUGUACCAGUAGAAUCUGCGGACGAGCUUGAGCCAGUAGAAGAAGCUGUGGAGGAGCUUGAGCCAGUAGAAGAAGCUGUGGAGAAGCUUGAGUCAGUAGAAGUAGUUGAGGAGAAGCUUGAGCCAGUAGAAGUAGUUGUGGAGGGGCUUGAGCCUGUAGAAGAAGCUGUGGAGGAGCUUGAGCCGGUAGAAGAAGCUGUGGAGGAGCUGGAGCCGGUAGAAGAAGCUGUGGAGGAGCUUGAGCCGGUAGAAGAAGCUGUGGAGGAGCUUGAGCCAGUAGAAGAAGCUGCUGUGGAGGAGCUUAAACCAGUAAAAGAAGCUGUGGAGGAGCCAGUAGAAGAAGCUGUGGAGGAGCCAGUAGAAGCUGCUGUGGAGGAGCUUGAACCCGUAGAAGAAGCUGUGGAGGAGCUUGAACCAGAAGAAGCUGUGGAAGAACCUGAACAAGUGGAGGAACCUGAAAUAGAAGAGCAAGUGGAAGUAGAAGAAACACCCGAGGAGUCUGUAGAAGAGACUGUAACAGAAGAGGAGCUUAUAGAGGAAACAGAUGAGGCAGGUCAGGAAGAUGAGGAAGUAGAAGAGGAAACCAUGCUUGAUGAAGAGAAUAUGGAAGAAGAGGAGGAUGCAGCUUCUGAUGAAGAGCAGGCUGAGGAAGACUUUGCAGAAGAUAUUAACCAAACAGAAGAACUCGAAGAAGAGCCCACGGAAACAUAAAACAUUAGGCAGUAUGUAAGAUGCGGAGAGGACCAGCACCACAUGGCAUUCCACUGGAAGUGUGCAGUUGCCGAUUCCCACCAUGGAGUAAAAAAAAAAGAGAAUGCUAUAUUACCCCUUCAUUUUCCUAGACUUUUUCCUUUUUUGUUUAACACAAGCCUUUUCGUUAAUUGAUUAAUGCAGUCUCUUGUGUACAAGUACACAUUUAUUUGAAUGUUUUGUCAACAUUUGUUUGGUGGUUUGACCACCCCUCCCUUUUCUAAUCCCUAAUUUGUAAUUACAGUCAAAGCUUUUUUUCCCAUUCUCUAACAUAGAUGUGAAGUAGCCAUUUCUUAAUGAUCAUGGAUGAUAGUUUGUUUUCCUAUGUAUGUACAUUGUACACACACCACCAUGUUGCUUUGUAGCUCAGAGAUCUUCACAUUCAUCAGUGUCUCUCUUCGUCAAAUCUAAUUGCUUUAAUGUGAAGUUACUAUGCAAAGCUGCACUGAUCUUUUGCUCUUUUUACCCUUAGGUUUUGUACCAAUAUGUAUUGAGUCUGCAUUUCCAAUGUUGCAUAUCAAGGACAAGUUUAUGCUGGCAGGUUAACCAAGAUAAUUGCUAUGUGAACUUUGUAUGAGUGGGCGUGCAUGUGCAUGUUUGUGUCAAUUUAAAAAAAUCUUGUUUAACUUUUUGCGAAGCAAUUAUUUGAGCCAUUUUUUUUUCUCACUAGUAUGUAUUCGUGGUGUUUUCCUAUGUUUUUUUUCAGUGUAUGGUCAACAUUUAAGUACCUCUGUUGAUAUUUUCCUCAAUACUGUAACUGUUUUGUUAAGAGCUCAGAGAGUGGAGAACUUGUUUUUGCAUUUCUUCAUAUUUAGAUUUCACAUUUUUAAAUUCAGAAGCAUAUGUCUGCUCCCCAUCAAACUUUUUUUAUUUAUACUCAUGCCUUUUUCAGUAAGUCUUGCUUCAUAGGCUCAUGAUUUGACAAGCUCUAUUUCAGGCAAACACUCCAGCUGCUGUGCAGUGUGCGAAUGAGAAACCGUGUUGUUUAAGGGGAUUGUCAUCUUAUGCAAUAACUGGUGAAGGAUGCCCACAUAAAUAUGGAGCACCCUACUUUACAAAAUGUUUUAUUUUUGUAGCAGGGUAAAGAUUUUUUUCCUAGUGCUUGUUGUGGGACAUCACAAGUCAGUAUGUGCUCAUUAAUUUGUCAAAUGUAAUGCACUGCCUAUGGAUUGAAUUCUCAGUGCAUUUAUUCUGGCUAUUUCAACUGUUGCAGGCACAUAUGUAAGAAUACAGUAUAGAAACAAUACAGUUUUGUUGUACUACAUUCAGAAAGGAAGAUGACUGGUAUUUUGUCACAUUAAUAUUGUAGAAAGACAAAAAUUGUUUGUAUUUACUAUUAAUGUUGUCAUGGUUUUUAUCACAACAGUGUAGCUUUCACUCUUGAUGCAGAGUAAAUGGUUAAGAAACUGAAAACCGGUUUGAUCUUUUAAAAGGAAACCCAAUUCUGGCUCCUGAAGUGUUUCACUGUGGAUUUUUUUUUUUUUUUUUUUUUUUAAUUUUCAUUGUAAUGUUGUGUGUUACACUGUGGUUCUAUAGGGCCUGCCAGAAUAGAUGUUGUUUUUGUGCUAGACUUUAGGAAAUUCUGCAAAUCUCUUCAAUGAUUUCAUAACAUAUACUGGCUGCAAUGUAGUUUUUAGGGUUUUCUUCUUUCUAUAAAACUAGAGGGUGUUUUUUUCUACCCCUAACACUUUUGAAGUCAAUGUGAAUUUUUAAAGUGGUAUUGAUUUCUUGUUUAGGAUUUUUAAGGAAUUCUUUUAUUUAGAAUUUGACACUUUAUAGUCAAAUUGAAUUAAUUCUACAAAAGUGUUAACUUCUCAAAGCCAUAUGUGAAAGGUUGGGUAUAGCAGCUUUAGUAUGGUCGUGAUCUAAGGGACACACACCUCACAACCUCACAACUAGCAAUAACACCAUGUGUAUAAGGGGUAUUUCUUUCAUUGAAAUCCACAUACAAACAGAUGUUUACUCAAGGCUUUCUAUUCAGAGGUUUACAUGAAAUCCUGCUGUAUAGGCUAACUCAUUUUAAGUUAUUGAGGCAUUGAAAUUAUAUGGAGUUUUGGGUGACACAUCUGUAAACAACUGUAAAUGUUUUUUUGAGUGCUGCAAUAAAGGUUGGGACAACAAAGUC
This is a messenger RNA of Pimephales promelas (fathead minnow), 3879 nucleotides long. The record is from RefSeq and is a predicted model, not a curated record. NCBI's taxonomy places the organism in Eukaryota, Metazoa, Chordata, Actinopteri, Cypriniformes, Leuciscidae.